GUAUAAUAAGUCACAGUAGCUCAACACUGUCGCAGUGUACUAUUCAUUUAACGUUAGUGACAUUUAAUCUUUUACUUCUGCCUGAUUUUUCGCAUUUUCUCCCACUUGACUGCAGUUUUGUUAAUGGCGUGUCCUGACAAUCACACAGUGGAGUUGAACCCAGCCCUCCUCCCUCUAGACUGGCUUCUGGGUAGCUGGGAGUCAGAUGAACCUGGAGAGGGAUGUUUUACCUCCAUAAAACCUUUCCGCUACAUAGAGACACUGAACUUCAGCCAUGUGGGACAACCAGUCAUCAACUUCACGUUCAAUGCCUUCCAUGCAGAGACCAAGAAGCCCCUGCACAGGGAGUGUGGCUUCAUUCGAAUGCAGCCGGGGGCCCUCAGAGUAGCGUUCAUCAUCGCACAGAACUCAGGUCUGGUGGAGAUUGAGGAGGGAGAGCUGACAGCGCAGCGGCUGAACCUGCAGAGCCAGGCUCUGGCCAGAGUCUCUUUCGCCAGGGAGCCGCAUGUACAGAAGAUUUCUAGAGUGAUUCAGCUCCGACCAGAUGGGAGGCUGGAGCAGACAGUUUCCAUGGCAACAGACAACCAGCCACUGAUGCAGCAUUUGCACAUCACCUACCGUCGGUCGUCUUGACACAACGGGCUGCGAGGCUUCUUUUACAUAGAAAUACUUUGGUCAGGAAAGAUAAAUAUUGCUUAAAAAAAGGGGCUUAACCACUAAUCAUCUUUUAGUUAGAUAAUCAUAUAAACCGUUUGAGUUAUGGUGUACUAUUUAUACAUUACAUACAGUAAUAACUAGGCGUUGUUUAUGCACUACAGUGAGACAGAAAUAGUUAAUGUUACUGUUAAAUAAAAAAAUUAAAAUUAAAAGGGUACUGUGGAGUUUUCUUGUAAACAAACAAAAGUUAUGUUUACAUUAAGCAAAGUCUCACUUUGCCAGACCUUCCUCCACACAGCAAUCUGGGAUGGGAGAAAAACAUGCUCUGGUUUUUCUUUUCUUUUUUCUUCUUUUUAUAAAUUGAUGUGGGUCAUCAUGAUUAGGUACCAGGAAGUAGAUUAAAUAAGGGAGAAACAAUGGAAAAAAAAUAAAAAUAAAUUCAGAAUUUCAGAGUUUCAUCAGAAUUUCAUCUCUACUUUUACAUACUACGCUUCCCUCAAUACUUAUUAUUCAUUAUACCGACCCACACCUACCAACCCCCCCAAAAAAAAAAAACCAUAGUCCUCAUAAAUCGACCAGAGUUAAGAAUGCCAACACAAAGGAAGCAAAAGGUGAUGGACAUCCGCCCCAAAAUUAGGAAUAUCUGGCGGCACUUGAACAAUCCCGGAAAUUAAACGUCUUCGAUAUAGACUACAUUAACAGUUAGUCUUGAGGUUUAACAAAGUGCAUUUUCUUCCUCAUAGAACAAAGUAUUUGAAAUCCUGUAUCGUUUCAUUUUGUUUCAACAUUUUCAUCAAUGUUUAAACGGUCUUCUUCUUCCCUGCCUUUGCUGCAUAUUGCUGCAAUUUCCACGAAUUCCCACCAGCUGUAUCGGUGGAAUAGAGUGAAACCACCACUAGAGGUCCAAAACUCCACAGGAAACCUUUUUAAUCUAAAAAAGAUUUUGUAUUGCACUAAAUGGCCUUGGUUAAGUAUGGGUGCUUGUGCUAUCUUAAUAUUUAUUGUCCAGAUAUUUAAUCUUGGCUUAUUAAGCACUGACAAAUUGUUAAUUACAGUGUCCUCUUAUCUUCAACUUUCAUUGCAUUAGAAGAUUGAAAGCUGAAGUGACUGCUGUUGUUCUGGAGUCAACGGUCUGUUUAUUGGCAUACAUGUAGAUGUUCCUUUACGGGCUGCAUUAAAAGAAAUUAAAGGUAUUUCACCUAUGUC
Messenger RNA from Perca fluviatilis (European perch), 1863 nucleotides. RefSeq names its product THAP domain containing 4 (gene thap4). NCBI's taxonomy places the organism in Eukaryota, Metazoa, Chordata, Actinopteri, Perciformes, Percidae. The transcript is spliced from 5 exons. The record is from RefSeq and is a predicted model, not a curated record. Bases 124 to 633 code for a protein of 169 amino acids.